Conger conger (European conger) is the source of this 1588-nucleotide messenger RNA. RefSeq names its product leucine rich melanocyte differentiation associated (gene lrmda). The record is from RefSeq and is a predicted model, not a curated record. Gene Ontology annotation, molecular function: protein binding. The coding region runs from base 225 to 926 and encodes 233 amino acids. Gene Ontology annotation, biological process: melanocyte differentiation. The transcript has 7 exons. NCBI's taxonomy places the organism in Eukaryota, Metazoa, Chordata, Actinopteri, Anguilliformes, Congridae.
AUUCAGCAGUGGCGCGUGCUUCCGCCUCAGAUCAGCUGACUAGAAAAAUGCGGAAGGAGUAAAUUGGAAACGUUAAGCUGCAGCAAAGAGAAGAGAAAGUGCUACGUUUUUUAUUUUAUUUACAAAAACACACAGAUCUGACACUUCUUUUAAACAAGACCGCUUGAGACCAUUCUAUUUACAUAUUCACCUCACAAAACAUCCUGCGUAGCCACCACAUAGAGAUGGCAGUUCACGAGUCAGUGGUCGUGAUGAAUGGAACACAAAUUUCAUACAUUGGCCACGACUGUGAAGACAUCCCACAAUUCAUUGGAGAAAGAUAUGGAAGACAAGCAAGGCGUCUAGAUCUUAGCUUCAAUCAACUGAGGUCACUGGCGGGACUGAAAGCCUUCGGCGAGCUGGAAGAGCUGAUUGUGGACAACAAUCUCCUCGGAAAUGACCUCCGGUUGCCCAGGUUACCACACCUCCAUACCCUGACACUCAAUAAGAACCAACUGACUGAUAUCGAGGCUCUGUUGGAGCACUUGGCUGACGUGACACCCUCCCUGGAGUACCUCAGUCUGCUGGGCAACGAGGCCUGCCCCAACCAGCUCGUCAGCCUGGACAAGGACGAGGAUGACUAUCAGCGCUACAGGUACUUUGUCCUGCACAAGCUGACGGGUCUGAAGUUUCUGGACACGCGGAAGGUGACGCGGAGGGAGCGGGCGGAGGCGGAGACGCGCGGCUCCUUUAUGAAGGUGGUGAAGCCCAAAUCUGACACGGAUUCCGGUGACCCCAGAAACGAUUCUGCUACCUUGCCAUACACCCCAUUGCCGCGAGGAUCCAAAGAUCCAAAAAACCAUAAAGGGGUUUUUGCCAGGAGCCGCUACGUGUACUACGGGAAACACUCGGAGGGAAACCGAUUCAUUCGCAACGACCAGCUCUGACACCUGACCAGAUAACAACCGCGCACGGGCGUUUCUGUACGCGAACGCCAUUGGAAUUCCAACCCGGCCAAAUACAGCCCUCUAGUGCCUCGUGCUGACUUUAGCGUCGCUGUCAGGUCUGUCCUUCUAUCUGAGCCUGUGCAGUCACGCAAAGAUUGACAUGAUUGCCUUAAAGCUGCCCCCCCCCCCCCACCUCUCCAGAGUGACAGACAGCUGCAGCCCAGCACACAGGACAAGCACCGUGAUUGAUUGCCCGCCCCCAACUGCUACUCAGAAAGGGCAAAGGUCACAGCUGAGGCUGUAGCAGGCCUGUGGACUCUCCCAGCAUUGGGCUUCUUUCAAGGUCGGAGCGAAGAAAGACAAAAAAAACUACAACUCUGUGAAUUCUGUGCUUCUCUUUGAGAUGAUGUACAUAUAAAAUAAAUGCACAAGAUAUACAUUCCAUAUGAAGUCUGUUUCUCAGGUUAGGAUAUCUAUUAAAAUAGUAUGUGUAUAAAAAUGACAAUGGUGACUUUGAUAAACAGAAUGUGACUCCACUUGAGAAAUACAAUGGAUCGAGAAGAAAUAAAGAAUGAUCCUGCUUUUGAUAUUCUGGUAAUUUUGUUAAUUGAAUGAUAACUAUAAAACUGUCCAAACUGUUUUCAUGAAGACUGAAAUAUUAU